AAAUUAUGCAAAUUACUUCAAAUAUUAUCAUCUUGGUCUUCAGGAAGUGUAGGUUUGUGGAACUGGAAAUGGGUGGGAUGACUGAGUGGGACACACCAUUUGAAUUUAUACCUAUAUACUGAUGUGGGAAUCCUUUGCUUCCCAGCAGCCUUCUCAAUAGACUGCCCAAAAUAUUGAUUCAUACAAGAGCUUAAGGGGUUAUCGUCCAGAACCUGGUUCUCUUAUGCAGUUUGUUUUGUGCAAUCAACCCACCUAAGUGUUUGCACACCUACAAGAUCUUCCACAAACACAUGAAGGCCCUAGUACAGCUCCAGCUUGUUUUGAACUACAUUAUGCUAUCCCUGCAGAUGCAAUAUUUUGUACAAUCAACAAACCUAAGUGUUUGUACAACUACAAGACCUUCCACAAACACAUGAAGGCCACAGUACAGCUCCAUCUAGUUUUUAACUACAUUUAUGCUAUCCUUGCAGUUGCAGUAUUCUGUACAAUCACACCUAAGUGUUUGGAACAAAUAGUGCAGCAAGCAUGAGAAUAAAACUGAACUCUAUCAACAGGACAAGACAAGCAAGCCAAAGAAGUUUGCUUACUACCAAGUACAAUCCUGCCAUGAAUGCUAUGGACAUCAUCACUAGUGCAACACCAAGAAGAGGCAACGCCAACUUGACAGAAAGCAGAAUCAGACCAACGUCAGUUAAUUGUGCCCAAAUGAACAUGGCUGCAACAGUGGAGCUAUGCAUAGCUACUGUGUUGCAGAUAACGAAUAAGUGGAACAUCUUUUCCAUUAGCAUGAUCGCCAAGCCUUGGUCUGGACCGGAGUUGUUGUCACCUCCAGGGAUUGUGAACCCCAGCUGAAAAUGUCAUUGCCAUGAUGAGUGUGGAUGCUAGUAAUAUUACAUCAACCUUGUCCUUGUAAUUUUCAGAUUUGGAAGGCCCUCUUUGCCCUAAGCUAACUCUUCUGUUCUUCAUGUCUGUUGCUCGACAUUGUUUUGCACAGGCCAGUCCUAAGGCCACCCUUGUCAACUGCUGCACAAUAGAAAACAAGGUUACCUGUGGAAAUGAAGCCAUAGAUUCCUUAUUUUCAUUGUAUCCAUCUGCAAUAUCAAGUGCUGAAAGUCCAUCAUUCUUCCUAACCAGUAGAUUAACCCUCCGAUCCCCUGUAAGGGUGCUCACAACGUUAGGAUGCUGGCCACUAGCAGCCAAAAGCAACUGUGUGUUUCCAUUUUCAUCUCUAUCAUUUAUAAGUUUCUCUAGCGUGGGCACUUUGAGUAUGUGCUUAACCAAUUCUGUUCUUCCAAUCUUUGCUCCUAUAUGAUGUUUUGA
This is a messenger RNA of Rubroshorea leprosula, 1320 nucleotides long. The record is from the annotation of a GenBank genome assembly. NCBI's taxonomy places the organism in Eukaryota, Viridiplantae, Streptophyta, Magnoliopsida, Malvales, Dipterocarpaceae.